Durio zibethinus is the source of this 513-nucleotide messenger RNA. RefSeq lists its product as uncharacterized. The record is from RefSeq and is a predicted model, not a curated record. Lineage: Eukaryota; Viridiplantae; Streptophyta; Magnoliopsida; Malvales; Malvaceae.
CUGUCUUUAGCCUUUAAUGACACGUAUUUAUUGACUAAAUCACUUCAUCUAUGAUGUGUAUAUAGCGAUCUUCACAACUCGAAAGAAUGGGGGAAAUGAAUCAAGCAAUUCGAUCAGUUUCGAGCUCAGCCACCAGCAAUUUUCUCGUUGGGACACAAAAGUUCAGCGAUCAGCUUCGGGACUGUCACAAAUUCUUCCACGCGUCAAGAAAACCCACAAAGCAUGGAGCAGAAAGAAACAAUCCGAAGGAAAAAACUGGGGAUUUGAUGUCUCAUUCAUUUGGAGAGGGAUAUGCGACGAGGUCAGAUGAAGAAGGAUUUGGAGGGAUUUACGGAGGGAACCAGAGUAAAUCCGAAAUACAAACGGACAAGGAGAUCAACGAAAAUCAUCCAGCUUAUGACAAGAGCCAGGGGACUGAAGUAAAGGAGAAGGAGAAAGCCAGGCACCAAACUCACGCAUCGAAUUAAUUGGGGAACAUAGAGAAUUUGAUGUUUAAUAACAUCUAUUUGCCAA